GAAGUGAGAGACGGCGAGCAACAGCCACGGGUUCGCGGUACGCUCACGUUUGGUCCCGCUCGCACUCUGUGUCAGUGUCGUUAGAUUCGUCCCGCGGAGUAUUCGGCUUGAUUGCAAUUGUCAAUCGGUGAUCGAGAAAGAGGGAGAUAGAAAUAGAGAGAGAAAGAGUGCAAAGGAAAGAUAAAGAUAGGAUGCGGUACCGCGCGAGACUUCGGCGUUGCAUCCCGUGUCCGCGACUUUGUGGGGACGUUGUCGUGGCCGUGCCCGCGUCCCGCUGAGAUAUGCGCGUGCCGAUCUAUCGCUCCGCCGUGUGUGUGUGCGGGUUAACCUUAAGUAUAGCGCGAGUGCUCGCCACCGCCGCCACCACCACCAUCACCACCGCCACCGCCACCGCGCGCCAGGUAGGGUGUGAGGUGAGAAUAAAGGGAGAAAGAGAAGUCGAGGUGCGCGAGUGUGUUAGUUCGGAUAGGAGAAACGGAAACGAGAGGAAAAGAUCCUCCGUGUAUUAACGGAGGCGGACACGCAUUCACGCACGCAGGCACGCAAAGCGGGCACUCACGUCCGUCAAGAUGUCGUCGUCCGGACACAGCAGUCGCACUCGCGCCGUCCACAUCGGCUCGAUCUUCCAGAAGCUGCACGGCCGCUUCGCGGACGCGAUGACGCCGCCUAAGCUCUCGACUGACAAGCGUACGCUCGACAAGACCUGGAAGCUGAUGGACAAGGUGGUGAAGCUUUGCCAGCACCAGCGCAUGAACCUGAAGAACUCGCCGCCGUUUAUCCUCGACAUCCUGCCGGACACGUAUCAGCGACUGCGGCUCAUCUACAGCAAGUACGAGGACCGCAUGCAGGUGCUGCACAGCAACGAGCACUUCUGCGUGUUCAUCAACAACCUGAUGCGUAAGUGCAAGCAGGCCAUCAAGCUGUUCAAGGAGGGCAAGGAGAAGAUGUUUGACGAGACGUCCCAUUAUCGUCGUAACCUCACCAAACUCAGCCUCGUGUUCAGCCACAUGCUGUCCGAGCUGAAGGCCAUAUUUCCCAACGGAGUAUUCGCCGGCGAUCAGUUUCGCAUCACCAAGGCGGACGCGGCUGAAUUUUGGAAAGAGCGCUUCGGGAACAGUACGUUGGUAUCGUGGAAGAUGUUCAGACACGAGUUGAAUCAGGUUCAUCCGAUCAGCUCAGGACUGCAAGCAAUGGCACUGAAAUCCACGAUAGAUCUGACGUGCAACGAUUACAUCUCCAACUUUGAAUUCGACGUAUUCACAAGGUUGUUUCAACCGUGGUCGACCCUCCUGCGCAACUGGAAAAUUCUGGCUGUGACGCACCCUGGCUACGUGGCUUUCCUCACGUACGACGAGGUGAAGGCGCGUUUGCAAAAAUAUUGCAUUACCAAACCUGGGAGCUACGUAUUUCGGUUAAGUUGCACGAGGCUAGGACAAUGGGCAAUCGGUUACGUCACGUCUGACGGUGAUAUUCUACAAACUAUACCGCAUAACAAGAGUCUAUGUCAGGCGUUACUGGACGGCUACCGGGAAGGCUUCUAUUUAUACCCGGAUGGUCGAAAUAUAAAUCCAGACUUGACAUGGGCGGUGCAGCCAACGCCGGAGGAACACAUCAAAGUGACGGCGGAACAAUACGAAUUAUACUGCGAGAUGGGUAGCACAUUCCAACUGUGUAAGAUCUGCGCCGAACAUGAUAAGGACGUAAGGAUAGAACCUUGCGGCCAUCUUCUCUGCACUCCGUGCCUUACAGCUUGGCAGGUAGAUUCCGAAGGACAAGGUUGUCCGUUUUGUCGAGCUGAGAUUAAGGGCACCGAGCAGAUCGUCGUAGAUCCGUUCGACCCGCGAAGAACCCACAGACCCGGAGCGCAUUCGGCGUCUGCUAGUAAUGCAUCGACCCCCACGCGGGAUCUCGACCCUGACACCGAGGACAUAAUGGAACUCUGCAACGGUAACUGCGGUCUCAUGUGCGAUGACUCGGACGAGGAAGAUGAUUCUAGUCCCACGAAUUCACCGGUUCCGCCACGGAGGAUCGUUCCAAGUCCGCCGUUGCCACCUAGGAGACCCUCACCGUCGCCUACACCGAACAAUCAUCUUAGAAACGGACGUCACUUGACGGUACCGAAAGAAAAUGCUCCACCUCCACCGUCAGCAGUCACAGUGAUACUGAAUUACACCGACAACACUCAGCAGAAUAACAAAGUGCUUGCAGUUAAUACGGAGGCGAGAUACGAUAUGUUGCAUCGUGCGUCCUCACCGUCGUCGGUGCCGCCGAUACCACCUGUGCCAGCGGUAGUGAGGGCUCACCCACGGCGAUCUCAUGGAAAUCACACGGGGGGUACGUCGCAACGACAACCGCAACCACCGCCGACGUUGCCGGAGAAAGCGUGUCGUGUCAGCGCGACUAGCUCAACGACGAGUCAAACCGGAGGUCCAAGUAAUAACGUACCCCCCGUACCGCCACCUUUGUCAGCGCCACGACCGCCGAAGGCUACCAAGGAGAGUGGCACCCGUCAAGAUCACCAUUACGAGAAUACGAUCGUAAUCUGCGGCACGAGCCAACACGUCGUGAAGAAUAUCAACCUGGAGGCGAACCGCGCACGUCUCACGGCACUGAUGAGGACGAAAGAUGAUCCGGGUGGCGGUGGUUACGGCGGCGGCGGCGGUGGCGGUGGUGGACCGGUGACCAAGUCAGAAUCGGCGGCAUACGAGAACGUUAACGUUGAGCACAUCACGAGGCUGACGGCGCUCGGUUUCGCGCAGGAUGCUGUGAUCAGGGCGCUCGGCAUCACCAGAAACGAUCUCGAGAUGGCAUGUGAUAUAUUGCACGAGUUUGCCACGAAAUCUUCUUGACCAGGGCCGAACACUGAGGUCUCAUGACCGACCUUACCUGCCAGACGGUACUUUUGACAGGGAACACGCGCAAACUCCUGCAAGUCCCACCUUUGAUGCGUUCGCAGAUACAUCGCGUGUCUUCGCCGAGCGUCUCCUUACGUUAGUGCGAUAUCGCCGGUGUUCCAUUUUACGUCUGAAAACAAGUGAAUGAGACACGCUCGCGAGCGGAUAGUGAGUGUUAUCAACGGGAGAAUCGAGAAGAAAUUUCGAGCCUUCGAAUCAUCUUUGAGAAAAUGUCCAUCGAGCGUGUCAUCGUCAUCGUAUUUGUUUCUCCGAUUCUUCCUUGUCGCCGGACAACUUCGGACGAUACAUCUUCAACGAGAUUACCCGGACGUUCCCGACGUUUUUCCACGACACGAAAAGAUUAUUUGCACUACAUAAUUUUGCGCGCACGCGGCGCGCAAACGGCAGAUUGUAAAUAAGGGCGACGACCGACCAAAGACAACUUGCGGCUGCCGAAGUAUCCCUUCCUGAACCAUAACGUAACACGAGCAGAACUCUGCGUCUCCCGUACUUUUCUCUAUAGUAUCUUCAUUGAGCGUAGCUAUUACUUCGUUCCUUCUCGAUAUACUUAAGGUUCAAGAUUACUUGUAUAUUUGCGCAAAAAGAACUCGUUUGUACGUAUGUACGUAUGUACGUCUGGAAGCGUUCCUCGAAAGUCUUCGGUCGUUCGUUUUCCAUUAUACAUUUUGUAUUAUACAGCGUAUCUCACGACACACAACAAACGCACGAUCCGACAUCGCGUUGUUCCGGGAUCGAAACUGUUUAGAAAUUACACAUUCAAUCGAAGGCAAUACAAUGUUCUAUCCAUUUAAUUGACGUAACGAGCAUCCGUUUAUCCUACAUAGAGCAUCGAUUCGCUAGAAACUUCGCUAUAUAUAAAUGUAUAAUGAUAGUACUGACCGAAAGUACGUUAGAUGAAAAAUACCUGGCAUCUAAUUUUGUAACCUCUAAUCUAUACGUUCCUUCAUCAAAUUAGAUUAGUUAUAUAUAUGUAUAUCGUUAUUUAAUGUAUAUUAUGUAUAAUGUCCUCCACACAUGUUAGCGCUACGUGAUUACGCGUAUGCAUACCUCGGAGAGGAUGAAAGCGACGACAAAAUAACGAUUCAGGUUUAUAAAAUUGUUAAUCCACACUCGUGAUUUCUGAUCCUAGUUGAGAGAUUACAUUGAGGCACGAAUAGCCUUUUAGAAAAUAAUGCGCACAAGAUUUGGCACCUCUAGAUUCGAAUCUGCGCGGAGCUUUUCAUUUCUCGACUCGCACACAUGCGAGGAACAUGCGUUUACGCAAAUUUACCAUUUGUGAUAUCGAUUUAUGUUCGCAUAUGAGCACGUGGUUUUUCAUCGCGCCGAGUAUCAAUGUAAAGAA
Pogonomyrmex barbatus (red harvester ant) is the source of this 4257-nucleotide messenger RNA. RefSeq names its product E3 ubiquitin-protein ligase CBL (gene Cbl). The record is from RefSeq and is a predicted model, not a curated record. Gene Ontology annotation, molecular function: ubiquitin protein ligase activity; receptor tyrosine kinase binding; SH3 domain binding. Gene Ontology annotation, cellular component: plasma membrane; membrane raft. Lineage: Eukaryota; Metazoa; Arthropoda; Insecta; Hymenoptera; Formicidae. Gene Ontology annotation, biological process: cell surface receptor signaling pathway; negative regulation of epidermal growth factor-activated receptor activity.